This is a messenger RNA of Neofelis nebulosa (Clouded leopard), 3767 nucleotides long. It is a transcript of the gene KCNB2, whose product is annotated as potassium voltage-gated channel subfamily B member 2. The coding region runs from base 783 to 3518 and encodes 911 amino acids. Lineage: Eukaryota; Metazoa; Chordata; Mammalia; Carnivora; Felidae. The record is from RefSeq and is a predicted model, not a curated record. Gene Ontology annotation, cellular component: voltage-gated potassium channel complex; membrane. The transcript is spliced from 3 exons. Gene Ontology annotation, biological process: potassium ion transmembrane transport; protein homooligomerization. Gene Ontology annotation, molecular function: protein binding; delayed rectifier potassium channel activity.
CCGCUUCAGCCCGCGGGUGCGCGGAGCGCGGGAGGAGGCGGAGCGCGAGGCGGGGUGGCCGCGGGCGGGUGUGCGCGCCGGCCCGGCGCCCCCGAGCGCCCUGCCUCGCCUCCAGCGCCCAGCCUCUCCCCGGCUCAGCCACAGACACACACCCACCAAGCACCCGCCACCCUCCGCCCCCGCCGGCCGCCGCCGCCUCUCCGCCCGCAGCCCGAGCGAGCGGCAACUCUCCGGCCCGCGCGGCUCGCCUUCCCGGCUCCUUCCGCGCGGCGAGCUCAGCCCCGCUCGAUUUUUCCUUUUCUAUCCCAGCCCUCUGCUUUCUGGGCGGCGGCGGCGGCAGGGGGAUGGGGGCCCGCGUGGGGAAAGGGGCGAAGAUCGAUGAAGAUUAUUGUUCUUUCUAAGGAUACCUUAGCUUCCUCCCGCCGCCUCUCCGUUGAGCUUUCCUGCCAGAGACCGUGAACAGAGUCAGGGAUGUAAGGAGAGGGGGAAAAACGCCAGGAGCUCCAGCCAGCCGGGGAGACCCUCCUCUCCGUGGAGGGGAGGGGGAUUUCCAGCGACAGAUCAUUGGCGAAGGGGACCGUCGCAGGGAGAGGAGCCCCGGAGGGAGCGGGGAAUCCCACAACCCUUUGUGGUGCCCGAGCCCGUGCCGCCUGCUGAGCGGGGUCUGUGGGAGCUAGUUGUGUCGGUGGACAUGCCUGCCUCAGAGGGAUAUCGCUUCAGCUGACCCUCCCACAGCUCAGACUUUUUGAGGAUCCUGGCUGUGUGGCUUUGCCCGGUUCAAAAUGGCAGAAAAGGCUCCCCCUGGCUUAAACAGGAAGACUUCAAGAUCAACGCUCUCCCUUCCGCCGGAACCUGUGGACAUCAUCAGGAGCAAGACGUGCUCGCGGAGGGUGAAAAUCAACGUGGGGGGCCUCAACCACGAAGUGUUGUGGAGAACGUUGGACCGGCUGCCGCGGACGCGCUUGGGGAAGCUCCGGGACUGCAACACGCACGAGAGCCUCCUGGAGGUGUGCGACGACUACAACCUCAGUGAGAACGAGUAUUUCUUUGACCGGCAUCCGGGGGCCUUCACUUCCAUCUUAAAUUUCUACCGGACGGGGAAACUCCACAUGAUGGAAGAAAUGUGUGCGCUCUCUUUUGGCCAGGAGCUCGAUUACUGGGGUAUUGAUGAGAUCUACCUGGAGUCCUGCUGCCAAGCCAGGUAUCACCAAAAGAAGGAGCAGAUGAACGAAGAACUGAGGCGGGAGGCUGAGACAAUGCGAGAGCGGGAGGGAGAAGAGUUUGACAACACCUGCUGCCCGGAGAAAAGGAAGAAGCUCUGGGACUUGCUGGAGAAACCUAACUCGUCCGUGGCUGCAAAGAUCUUGGCCAUCGUGUCUAUCCUGUUCAUCGUACUCUCCACCAUUGCUCUGUCCCUCAACACUCUUCCAGAGCUGCAGGAAAUGGAUGAAUUUGGACAACCCAACGACAACCCCCAAUUAGCACACGUGGAGGCUGUGUGUAUUGCUUGGUUUACCAUGGAGUACCUUUUACGCUUCCUGUCCUCACCAAAUAAGUGGAAGUUCUUUAAAGGCCCACUAAAUGUCAUUGAUUUGCUGGCCAUCUUGCCAUAUUAUGUCACCAUCUUCCUCACGGAGUCCAACAAGAGUGUGCUGCAGUUCCAGAACGUGAGGCGCGUGGUUCAGAUCUUCCGGAUCAUGCGCAUUCUCAGAAUCCUGAAACUCGCCAGACAUUCCACAGGCCUGCAGUCUCUGGGGUUCACCCUCAGACGGAGUUACAACGAAUUGGGCUUGUUGAUACUAUUUUUGGCCAUGGGGAUAAUGAUAUUUUCCAGCCUGGUGUUUUUUGCUGAGAAAGAUGAAGAUGCUACCAAGUUCACCAGUAUCCCGGCGUCGUUUUGGUGGGCCACCAUCACCAUGACCACCGUAGGCUAUGGUGACAUUUACCCCAAGACAUUAUUGGGGAAAAUCGUGGGAGGCCUCUGCUGUAUUGCCGGGGUCCUGGUUAUUGCCCUUCCCAUCCCAAUCAUCGUGAACAAUUUUUCUGAAUUUUACAAGGAGCAAAAACGCCAGGAGAAGGCGAUUAAAAGGAGAGAGGCUCUUGAGCGGGCCAAGAGGAAUGGCAGCAUCGUUUCUAUGAACUUAAAAGAUGCCUUUGCCCGAAGCAUGGAACUGAUAGACGUGGCCGUGGAGAAGGCCGGAGAGUCGGCCAACACGAAGGACUCGGCUGAUGAUAAUCACCUCUCUCCAAGCCGGUGGAAGUGGGCCAGGAAAGCUCUGUCGGAAACAAGCUCCAACAAAUCUUUCGAGAAUAAGUACCAGGAGGUUAGCCAGAAAGACUCCCACGAGCAGCUGAACAACACUUCUUCCUCCAGCCCCCAGCAUCUGAGUGCCCAGAAACUGGAGAUGCUGUACAACGAAAUCACCAAGACCCAGCCUCACUCUCACCCGAACCCAGACUGCCAAGAACAGCCCGAGAGGCCGUCUGGGUACGAAGAAGAGAUAGAAAUGGAAGAAGUGGUCUGCCCGCAGGAGCAGCUGGCUGUGGCACAGACCGAGGUCAUUGUGGACAUGAAGAGCACCUCCAGCAUAGACAGCUUCACUAGCUGUGCCACCGACUUCACAGAGACGGAGAGGUCGCCCCUGCCGCCACUGUCCGCCUCUCACUUGCAGAUGAAGUUCCCGCCCGACCUCACAGGGACAGAAGAGCACCAAAGAGCCAGGGGGCCCCCAUUUCUCACACUAACCAGAGAGAAAGGGCCUGUGGCCAGGGAUGCCACCCUGGAAUAUGCUCCAGUCGACAUAACUGUGAGCCUGGAUGCCAGCGCUUCCCAAAGCGGGCUCCACGGCCCUUUGCAGUCUGACAGUACCUCCGAGAGCCCUAAGAGUUCGCUGAAAGGCAGCAACCCGCUAAAAGCCAGAUCCCUCAAAGUGAACUUUAAGGAAAACAGAGGCAGUGCCCCACAGACCCCGCCCAGCACUGCCAGGCCACUGCCCGUCACCGCGGCUGACUUUUCCCUCACCACCCCGCAGCUCAUCAGCACCAUCCUGUUAGAAGAGACCCCCUCCCAGGGAGACACACCCUUGCUGGGCACCGAGGUUUCGGCACAUUGUCAGGGACCUUCCAAAGGGCUGACCCCUCGGUUUCCCAAGCAGAAACUCUUUCCUUUCUCGUCGAGAGAGAGGAGGAGCUUCACGGAAAUAGACACUGGCGAAGACGAUGACUUCUUAGAGCUCCAGGGGCCAAGACGGGACAUGCAGGCCGACCCCAGCCCAAACUGCUGUGCAGAUAAACCUAGUGAUGGAAGAGACCCUUUAAGAGAAGAGGCCUGUGUGGGCUCUUCCUCCCCCCAGGACACAAGUCACAACUGUAGGCAAGACAUUUACCAUGCUGUGGCUGAAGUAAAAAAGGACAAUAGUCAAGAAGGGUGCAAGAUGGAAAACCACUUGUUUGCCCCAGAAAUUCAUUCCAACCCAGGAGACACAGGUUAUUGUCCCACACGUGAAACCAGCAUGUGACUAGUUACAAAAGCAAUAAAAAAAAAAAAAAACUUGUUUCUUAAAAAUGAGGUAAUAAUGCCCGUGAACUAAAAAAAUGGGAAGCCCCCCCCAAAAAAGUGCAUAAAAUGUUAUUUUUGCAUGGCAUGAACAGUUUAGUUUAAGUACUGUUUAAAUAAAGAGUCAAGACUGCAUUUUGUAACAAACACAAAAUGACUGAGGAACGGUGAACAAAUAAAGAGAGCUCUAUUAGGAACCAGUAUUCUGCAA